UGGGUUGUUAAAGACGCACAGCCCCGCUAACCUUUAACUCCAAAGUCCAAACUCCACUAGCAACAAGAAGAUGGAGAGUGGAGCAAAGAAAUGGGGUUUCCAAGGGAAGCAGGGCCUGGAGGCAGCGUCCACCACCACCGUCCGAGGAUAUAUCAACCUAUUAAUGGGCAACAUCAACCAAGAUAAUUGCCUUACAGUCGUUCCUCUCGGUCAUGGCGACCCCUCUCAUUUUCCAAGCUUCAGGACUACCCCUGCUGCUGAAGAUGCCAUCGUUGAUGCUCUACGUUCGGCUAAGCAUAAUUGUUAUUCGACCACUGUUGGUACUCUUCCCGCAAGAAGGGCACUUGCAGAUUACCUCAACCGUGACCUUCCCUACAACUUAUCGCCUGAUGAUGUUUAUCUAACAAUUGGAUGUACUCAAGGAAUUGAAGUUGUUAUAUCAAUUCUUUCCCGCCCCGGUGCCAAUAUUUUGCUUCCUAGACCGGGCUUCCCACUCUAUGAAGCUUGGUGUGCUUAUAACCAUCUUGAAAUGCGUCAUUAUGAUCUUCUUCCUGAAAAAGGUUGGGAGGUUGAUCUUGAUGCUGUAGAGACUCUUGCAGAUGAGAAUACUGUUGCUAUGGUUAUUAUAAAUCCAGGCAACCCUUGUGGGAAUGUCUUCGGCUAUGAACAUUUGAAAAAGAUUGCAGAGACGGCAAGAAAGCUUGGGAUUUUGGUCAUUGCUGAUGAAGCUUACGACAAUAUCGCAUUUGGAAGCACUCCAUAUGUGCCGAUGCGAGUGUUUGGAUUAACCGUGCCUAUUCUCACCUUGGGGUCUAUAUCAAAGAGAUGGGUAGUUCCUGGUUGGCGCUUCGGGUGGCUUGUCACAAGUGAUCCCGAUGGCAUUCUUCAAAAAUCUGGGGUAAUCAAUUCGAUCGCAGGAUUCCUCAAUAUCUCUUCUGAUCCCGCUACAUUUAUCCAGGCAGCGAUUCCUCAAAUCCUUGAGAAUACAAAGGAGGAUUUUUUCUCAAAGAUUAUCAGCACCCUGAGGGAAUGUGCUGAUAUAUGCUACAAUAGAAUUGAAGAGAUACCUUCCUUAACUUGUCCAAAGAAACCGGAAGGAUCAAUGUUUGUAAUGGUGAAGCUGAACCUAUCAAUGUUGGAAGACAUUAAUGAUGAUGUUGAUUUCUGCCUCAAGUUAGCUAAAGAAGAAUCAGUCAUCAUUCUACCAGGGAUAGCAAUGGAAUUGAAGAACUGGCUUCGCGUUACGUUUGCUAUCGAGCCUUCUCUUCUCCAAGAAGGAUUGGCAAGGGUAAAAGCCUUUUGCCAAAGGCAUGCCAAGAAGCAAUAAAAUAACUAUAGUAGGUGGUGUGAUCAACAAGAAGGCCUUGUAUUUCAUACCCAGUUCAAUUUGCUGGUAAACUUAGGUGUUUACCAAUAAACUAUUCCCUUAAUAGUAACAUGAUCCCCUGUUUCUGUGAUCAUGCAACUCUUUCAAAGAUGCUAGUACUGGGUUUUGGUGGUCAACUGCUUUACUUUGAUAUUGUGAUUAUGGUUUAAACAAGGAAGCUCCACAAGUAGUAUUAAACCCCGGAAAUUAUUUUGUGUGUAAUGAAAAAUGUGACUGUAUCAUUCAAAAUCUUCAAGUUGCUUCUCUUUUGACA
Gossypium raimondii (Peruvian cotton) is the source of this 1640-nucleotide messenger RNA. Its product is annotated as tyrosine aminotransferase. Lineage: Eukaryota; Viridiplantae; Streptophyta; Magnoliopsida; Malvales; Malvaceae. The coding region runs from base 71 to 1327 and encodes 418 amino acids. Gene Ontology annotation, biological process: biosynthetic process; amino acid metabolic process. The transcript has 7 exons. Gene Ontology annotation, molecular function: pyridoxal phosphate binding; transaminase activity. The record is from RefSeq and is a predicted model, not a curated record.